Molecule: messenger RNA, 1134 nt
Organism: Penicillium cinerascens
Lineage: Eukaryota; Fungi; Ascomycota; Eurotiomycetes; Eurotiales; Aspergillaceae
Product: Stk19 family serine/threonine-protein kinase
Exons: 2
Coding region: 1-1134 (377 amino acids)
Biological process (GO): protein phosphorylation; positive regulation of Ras protein signal transduction
Molecular function (GO): protein serine/threonine kinase activity
Source: RefSeq, a predicted model, not a curated record
AUGACCUUGCGUCUCACUUCAGCUCCAUUUGCCGGUGUCAAAAAACGAAAAUCCGCUGUCCCUCGGCCCCGUGCCUCGCCUUUCGCCAGCCAUGCCCGCCGUAAACCAAGCUCGGCCGCAUCCAGCGCCGUGAAGGCCGCUGAUCUGGAGCUGGAUGAUCCUCUCCCUGAUCUAGGCGGGUCACAUUAUAUCUCAGAGACUGCGCCUGUCCAAAAUGUGGUACAGGCGAUUCAGUAUAUUCGAGCUAAGAUGUUCGACGAGCUUCCGGCGCGCGCCGGAAUGAACAGCACCCGCAUCGCAGAGGUCUUGAACUUGCGCCGGUCAUUACCCCCGCUCGCCUCCGUCGCACAUGUUCAUAUGCUAUUAGAUGCACCGACACAAGUGGAACGGGAGAUUGUCGAUCUGGUUCAGACAGGUCGGGUCCGUCGCUUGAUUAUACCCGGGCGCGGUAAUGAUGCAGCCGGCCUGGGUGACUGCCUCGUCUUGGCCGAGGAGUGGGAGGAGCUUGUCCGGGGGAGCUCAUCUUUGGAUGGCGCGGUCAAGGAGAAAUUCCUAGAUAUUCUCAACCGCAUCGGAACAUGCUCUGCCAUUUCGCAGAGUGUCUUUACACCCGACGAGUAUAGAGCGUUGCUCCGUGCCGGCUUUCUCGUCUCUUCCUCAUCUUUCACACAGGGUUCCCUGAGCAUUGCAUCCCUUCCCAAGUUGCCCAAUGCGACAACAGCGUCAGCAAGUCGGAGCGGGCCAGUGUCUUCUGAUGCCGACCGAUCCGUGCAAACCGAUGCACAGGCUCGUGCGGCAACUCUAUUCCUGUCACUCCCAAACACGGGGACGUAUCUACGGCUGCUGGGGUCUGGCCGUGCCCACUUACUCGCACUCCUUCGACGAUCUCACAGCGGCGAGGCUCCGCUCAACCUGCUGAAGGAUCGCUGGGAUGGAGCAGUAGAAACCGAAAAGAGCUUCCACUUGGCGAAAAGAGCGCGAGGAGAGUUUGCGGGCAUUCUGCCGGGCAAAACCAAGAAGUGGAAGGAAUUAUAUGGGAUGCAGUUUCGCUGGGUCCUCGAGGAGGCACUGGGGGCCGGCCUCGUUGAAAUAUUUGAAACCGGCAGCGUGGGACCGGGGAUUCGGUGCCUUUAG